AUGGAAAAGCUCGGCGUAGUGCAGCUGGAAGGAGCGAGGAAUUGGAGUGUCUGGCGAUUCCAGAUGACCGUGAUUUUGCGGGAUGAAGGAUUGUACAAAAUUGUCUCGAGUCCUAAUGUCAAACAUGGCGGUGCGGCGGAAACUACAAAGACCGGUCAGGCGUCGGCGGAGCCCGAGCAGGCGUCGGUAGAGAAGGAUAUAAAGGCGAUGAGUGCAAUUGUGACAAGAUUGGCGGAACCAGUUCUACAUCACGUAAUUACUUGUCAAACAGCGCACGAAGUGUGGAGUCGGCUACACAGUAUUUAUGAAAAAAGUGGAGAAACUUCACUGAUGCUACAACAACAACGAUUCUUUGCCCUAAAAUUUGAAGAUGACAUGAGUGUCGCGGACUUCAUCUCCAAAGUGCAGGAGCAGCAGCAGACCUUGAAACGACUGGGAGAAGCGGUAACCGACAGGAUGGCUAUGUCGAAGAUCAUCAUGUCACUUCCACUGAAGUAUGCUCACUUUGUUAGUGCUUGGGAAUCGUGUGCAGAAGAAAAACAGACUAUGGACAACUUAACGGCACGGCUCUUGGUAGAAGAAGAACGGCUUAAUAAUAAGUGUAGUAGUAAGGCAGAAGAAAGUGUAGCAUUGUUUUCUAUAGGACAAAAAGGUACAAAUAAAGGUAAUUUUAAAUGUUUUUUAUGUCACAAGCCAGGUCAUUUAAAGAAAGAUUGCAAGCUUAAAAAUGUUUGUUUUAAAUGUAACAAGCCAGGUCAUUUUAAGGAUAAAUGUAAAGCUAGUAAAAAUGAUAAGAAAGAUAAAGAAAAUAGUGACAAAGGUAAUAAGAAAACUGAAAGUGCUUUUGUAUCUACAGUGCUAGUUAGUGCAAGUGAUCGAUCAAUAGAUGAAAAAUGGUUAGUAGACAGCGGUGCUAGUCACCAUAUGACAUAUCAGAAGAAAUUAUUUUGUGAAUAUGAAAAAUUAUCUACUCCUAAAGUUGUUAUUAUAGGCGAUGGACGAAAGCUAAAUGCUUUAGGUAUAGGAAAAGUAAAUAUAAUGGCAUUUGAUGGUGAAGAAUAUGUCUGUUGCUCAAUAAACAAUGUUUUGCAUGUUCCUAAAUUAAAAAUUAAUCUAUUUUCUGUAGGUAGUGUGGUAUGCAAUGGUUUUCAUGUUAGUAUGACAAAUGACAAGUGUGUAUUUUCAAAGAAUAAUAGAGUGUGUGCUAUUGCUAAUAAGGAAUCAUGUUCUAAGCUGUAUGUAAUGGAUUUUAAGUCAGAGUCUUUGCAGGCUAAUGUAGCUAAAGUUGAGUUAAAGAAAAAUGCAGUGGAAAUAGUGAGAGAUGUUACGUUUGUGAAGAAACAUAAUAAACCUGAAAGAGAAGAGCAGGAAGAAAAGUGUAUAUAUUUAGAUAUAGAAGAAAACCUGAACAAUGAAGAAUACCAGUCUGAGUCGGAUACUGAAGGAAGUGUAGAAUUCGAGGAUUGUCAGGUCAAUGACAAUAUGAUGCAAGAAGUGGAAUUUCUAGAAGAGGAAAUUUUAGAGCAUGAAGAAAUUCAAGAAGUAAAUGAAAGUAUGCCAGUAAAUUCAGAAAAUACUAGAAGAACACGCUCUAGAAAAGCACCUAACUGGUUUCAUGACUAUGAAGUUGGUUUUAUAAGCGUGCAUAAUGAACCUAGUACUUUAAAAGAAGCCAUGGAAUGCGAAGACAAAGAAAAUUGGAUAGAAGCUAUGAACAGAGAAAUAACUACAUUGAAAGAAAACAAUACAUGGACUGAAGUAGCGAUGCUACCCAAGGGAAUAAAGGCAAUAAACAGUGUACCCCUAGGUAUUUGGGUAGCUGUCUCAGUUGUUUAUUAUUGGUGGUUAAUAUCAAGAAUAGACCUUUUAGAAACUGAAAACCAAGUUAUUCGAAAGCAGCUUAUCUUGAGUGACGUUCACAGUUUCAUAGAGAGUGGUAAUCAUUAUCAUGUCCCACGGAUACCAGACGAAGCAGGAACAUUAUGUGAAACAGUUCAUAUAGCCUUAGUGUGCAUGGGGAAAUGCACUAGAAUUAUUACACCUAUGAUAAAGUCUAUGUUACAUCACCGUCAAAAUCCCAUUCAUUUUCAUUUUAUUGUUGAAUUAGGUUCUAUGAAUACAAUUAACAAGCUGUUUGAAACAUGGGAUUUACCAGAUGUAAAAUACACAUGUUAUAAUGCUCAAGACCGUCUCUCAGAAGUAAGAUGGAUUCCGAACAGUCACUACUCUGGAAUAUAUGCAUUGGUUAAGUUACUAUUCCCCAGUAUAUUACCCACAUCAUUAAAACAAGUGAUUGUACUGGAUUCUGAUUUAACUUUUCUUUCUGAUGUUGCUGAACUGUGGCAUAUGUUCAGAAAUAUGACUAAUGAUCAGUAUAUAGGCCUAGUGGAAAACGAAAGCAAUUGGUACGCAAACAAAGAGACCCGCUGGCCUGCAUUGGGCCAAGGCUUCAACACAGGUGUUAUGUUGCUGGAUUUAGAUAAAAUAAGAAAGCAAACAGACUGGACAACACUAUGGCAUACAACAAUAAAAGAAAACCUGGAAAGACUCAAAGAAACAACACUAGCAGACCAAGAUGUAAUAAAUGCAAUUAUAAAGAAUAAUCCCCACAUUCUUUACAGUAUAAGCUGUAAAUAUAAUGUGCAAAUGUCAAUGCAAACAUUAGCCAAGAAUUGUUAUAAGGAAGAUGUUAAAAGUGUAAAAAUAAUUCAUUGGAAUUCUCCAAGCAAGUACAACGUUCGGAUUCUAGAUGCAGAUUAUUUUAAAAAUAUACACCAAUCUUAUGUCAAUUUUGAUGGAAAUCUUUUAAGAGAGAAACUCCAUCAUUGUUACCAAAAGGAGGUUGUGACUUAUAAGAUGAAUCAUUCAGAUCUGUGUCUCAGCUUUCGCGCAGCACAACGCGUCAAGCUCAGAACCCAUCUCUACUACAUGGACUACAGUUACAUCAAUGUGGACAAUUUCGAUGUGACGCUGGUGCUACAGCUGUCCAUGGAUAGGCUACAGUUUCUUGAACGGUUGGUUAGGAAUUGGGAUGGUCCUUUAAGUGCAGCAAUAUAUUUAUCAGAUUGUGAAGUGGCGAAACUCGAAAGCUUUAUCCGCGACUGGUCGUCGACACUGAGUUCUAGGAAUAAUAUCGGCUACCAUCUUGUAUUCAAACAUGACUCGGUGCACUAUCCUGUGAAUUAUCUUCGUAAUGUCGCGUUAGAAAAUGUGAACACGCCAUACGUUUUCUUAAUGGAUGUUGAUUUCGUGCCCAUGGCCGGUUUAUACGAACAUUUGAGGGCAGCCAUAAAACUUAUUAACCCAUAUCCACAAAAAAAGUGUCUAGUGGUUCCAGCUUUCGAAACCCAAAGAUAUAGAGCGUCCCCACCUAGGUAUAAGCAAGAGCUGCUCUCCCGUCUCUCCAUCUUGCACUCGUCGGGGGAUGUCGGGCCCUUCAGGGCGAGGGAAUGGCCUAAAGGACACAGAGCCACUAAUUAUACGAAAUGGACGACUGCCACUGCUCCUUACGAGGUUGAAUGGCAGUCCGACUACGAGCCAUAUCUAGUAGUUCACCGCUCUGUGCCCAAGUAUGAUACUAGAUUCUCCGGAUUUGGGUGGAAUAAGGUGUCGCACAGCGUGGAGCUGCGCGCCGUGGGCUACCGCGCCGCCGUGCUGCCCGGCGCCUUCGCGGUGCACACGCCGCACGCGCCCUCGCCCGACAUCUCCGCCUUCCGCGCCGACCCCCACUACCGCGUAUGCCUUGCUUUGUUAAAACAAGAGUUUAUGGACGAUCUGAAGAAGAAGUACAACGUCACGUUCGACGAUUCCAAAGCA
Molecule: messenger RNA, 3816 nt
Organism: Brenthis ino (lesser marbled fritillary)
Lineage: Eukaryota; Metazoa; Arthropoda; Insecta; Lepidoptera; Nymphalidae
Source: the annotation of a GenBank genome assembly